Messenger RNA from Pediculus humanus corporis (human body louse), 747 nucleotides. RefSeq names its product 60S ribosomal protein L35A, putative. The record is from RefSeq and is a predicted model, not a curated record. The transcript is spliced from 3 exons. NCBI's taxonomy places the organism in Eukaryota, Metazoa, Arthropoda, Insecta, Psocodea, Pediculidae. Gene Ontology annotation, biological process: cytoplasmic translation; ribosomal large subunit biogenesis. Bases 12 to 737 code for a protein of 241 amino acids. Gene Ontology annotation, cellular component: cytosolic large ribosomal subunit; ribosome. Gene Ontology annotation, molecular function: structural constituent of ribosome.
GGUAAGUCAAGAUGCCGGAUGCGUCUGACAAAGCUGCUGCUAAAAAAGCAGCUCCUGCUAAGAAGGCAACUCCUGCUAAAAAGGCAGCAGCAGCACCAUCUAAAAAAGAUUCUGCACCUAAAAAGGAUGCUGCAGGUAAGAAAGAUGCAGCCACUAAGAAACCCGCACCAGCUAAAAAAGCUCCCGCAACUAAGAAACCAGCGAGUAGCGCUCCUGCAAAUGCCAAAAGCAAAUUGCAGGCCAAGGAUAAAAAGUUAAAAACUUCUGUUAAGGAUGUUAAAUCCAAAGAUGGUAGUGUUAAAAAACCAGCAUCCAAGGAUAAAAAAGGUGCAUCGAAAAAGGUUACUGUUAGAAAACAUCCAGUUAGAAAUCCUAAAAAAGUUAGAAAGUUUGUUAAGAAAAAUGGACGAUUGUAUGCUAAGGCUAUUUUUACUGGAUAUAAAAGAGGUUUAAGGAACCAACAGGAAAAUACGGCUCUUUUGAAAAUUGAAGGUUGUAAAAGAAAACACCACACAUUGUUUUAUGUAGGGAAAAAAUGUGUUUUCGUUUACAAGGCCAAGAGGAAAACUCCAAUUCCAGGAACUCCAAACAAGAAAAACAAAAUAAGAGCUAUUUGGGGUAAAGUAACUCGUCCACAUGGAUGCACAGGUUCUGUGAGAGCUAAAUUUAAAUCAAAUUUACCAGCUAAAGCCAUGGGUCACAGAAUCAGAAUUAUGUUAUACCCAUCUAGGAUUUAAAAAGUAUGAC